AUGUCCUGCCUGAGCGCGUUGCACACGCAGAUAGGGACCCUGCUUUGCGUGCCCCACGAGGUAUUAUUUCUGCGACAUAAGGUUUUCCGCGAAUACGCGAAAAUCGCGGUCGGACCGGACUUCAUCCACACGCUGCCAUCCUUCCUGAUCCUGACAGCCGCUGCACUUGUCCUCUGGAAGAAUCCUCCAUCCUCCACGCGGCUCAUGGAUCUCGUAGGCGCGACGUUCAUUUAUAAAGGAUUUCAGGUACAAAAAUCUAUGCGAUCUCCCGCGUUAGCCAAUACCCAUCCGUAUACACGUGCGUCUUUCAAGGUAUCGGUCAGCUGGCUCGCGGUUAGCGCGCUUUUAUGGCUAUGGCUGAUCCUCCAAAGGAUACUCUAUUGCAGUGUCUGGCGUUAUUGGAGUUACGAAUCUGAAUAUCGAGAUAUUUUGUACCCCUGGUGGCAACACGUCUGGUCCUCGUACUAUCCUGUACCCGUGCAGCCGCCAGUGAUGUCGGCUAGUUUUAUCAGUUGGAUCAUUGCGAUGUCAUUUGCGAUAAUCGCCCUGGGAUGUGCGAACUCUACAGAACGCCUGGACACUUUCUUUAAAGAAACCUUAAUUAAAUGUCAGGAUACGUUCGCAGUAAUCAAGUCUUGCGUGGAAUGGUCACAGGAGAGAGAACAAGAGGUGCUCGUAACUACUGAAGCAAACGGGGAAAUGGAUGACGGCGAAAUCUGCCUAGCUUGCAACAACGGUGGCUCAGAAAUAUUAAAUGAUACAAAUAUGGCACGUGGAGAUAUACAUCCGAUCUCCUACGGAACGAAUUGGACGCCACAGCCAAAUUUCUCCACGUUCAAAGAAGCACACCGAAAAAUAUCAAUGAAAUCAAUUCACGCAUUAACAGGCUUAAAUGAUGUUCAGGAUCCUGACAAAUUUGCAGCUAAGCAAGUGCGACACCGACGCGGCUGUCACACCGUGAUACCAAGCAAUUCCACCGAGCAAUCGAGCGAAUGUUGA
Vollenhovia emeryi is the source of this 999-nucleotide messenger RNA. RefSeq lists its product as uncharacterized. The coding region runs from base 1 to 999 and encodes 332 amino acids. The transcript has 4 exons. The record is from RefSeq and is a predicted model, not a curated record. Lineage: Eukaryota; Metazoa; Arthropoda; Insecta; Hymenoptera; Formicidae.